CCCGCCCCUGCCGAGAGCUCGGCCGGAAGAUGGCGGCGGCCGCUGAGUUGACGCAGCUGGAGAAGUGUCUGGGGCUGAGUAAAGGGAACAAGUACAGCGCUCAGGGCGAGCGCCAGAUUCCAGUUCUUCAGACGAACAAUGGUCCAAGUCUAACGGGAUUGACUACCAUAGCAGCUCACUUAGUCCAGCAGGCCAACAAGGAAUAUUUGCUGGGGAACACCGCGGAGGAAAAAGCAGUGGUUCAACAGUGGUUAGAAUACAGGGUAACUCAAGUAGAUGGACACUCCAAUAAAGACGACAUCCGCACUGUUCUGAAGGAUCUUAAUUCAUAUCUUGAAGAUAAAGUCUACCUUACAGGAUAUAACUUCACAUUAGCAGAUAUCCUCUUAUACUAUGGACUUCAUCGCUUUAUUGUUGACCUGACAGUUCAAGAAAAGGAGAAAUAUCUUAACGUGUCUCGCUGGUUUUGUCACAUUCAGCAUUAUCCAGGCAUCAGGCAACAUCUGUCUAGUGUUGUCUUCAUCAAGAACAGACUAUAUACUAAUUCCCACUAGAAGCCAUCUGCGCUGUACAGAAGAGUGAUUAAGAUAUUUUAAAUGGAAAGUGUAUUCUGGACCAGAGGACUGACAUGAAUUGAUAGGCAGCCAUUCUUUAUUCAUUGAAGUUGGUAGAAUUUUUAAAGUAUAAACUUGUGUCCCAGCAUUUUAUUCUUUAGUUGAAAUUUUGCAGUUUUUUUAUGUAAAACUUCAAGUGCUGUCAAAACUUGAGUUGAGAUCAAGGUAUCAAUUAUCUUGUUUUUAGAGAUGAAAUUUAUUUUAAUAAAAGUUGCAAAUCAGUGGCUUAAUCUUAAAAAAAAAUAGUCAUUCCGAUGGUUGACAUAUUUGGCUAUUUAUUGACCUCUUUCAUCUUAUAAAUUAAUUUUCCCCUUCUGAAUAUUUAUAGUAGUUUGUUUUUUAAGAACUAGGGUAAAUUGUGCCAAGGAGACAAAAAGGGAAGACAGAUGGAUUUGUUUUCAAAUAUUUAUGUGAGCCAGUAAACGUGGUUGAAAAAGUCAUUUUUUGUUUUUUCUUUCCUGUAGUCAGUAUUCAUUGAGGUGAAACUACUGCACUGCCCUAGAGGGAAGUGGAAUAAAAUACAUUCCCUCGAAUUAAUGGUUCUUUUGUUGUCUUUGGGCUCAUUGGAAUAUGCAGUAGCUAAAAAGCAAUGGGAAAUUCCCACUAUCCCACUAAUUUUGGACUUGGUAACUACUAGAUUUUUCUAAACUAAAAACCAACAUAGAAAGGCUGCUGUUGACAUUCUGUGUAAAGAACAAAGACUCAUACUGUAUUAAAACAAACCUAUACAGUUUAUAACUCUUAGUGGCCUGAGUAAAUAAAUAAUCAAUGAUUGAGAGCUGAAGAGCUUAUAUUUACAAAUAAUGGGAAAAAUUGUCUUUGAGCACUUCACUGUUAAUGCUGUGUGACAUUUUGGUGCUGACUCUGAGUCUCAGUAGAGUACAAUUCAAAGCUCAAGUGCACAGAGCAGAGACUUGGGAAGUGUCCAUCCCUUUGGCCCAGUCCUGCUUUGAUCACAUACUAGCUGAAUGCAUGACCUAAAGCAAAUCAGUUAACCAUAUUUUCUUCAUCUCUAAACAUAAAAAUAAAAUGUAAAAGUAAAGAUAA
Messenger RNA from Eubalaena glacialis (North Atlantic right whale), 1661 nucleotides. It is a transcript of the gene EEF1E1, whose product is annotated as eukaryotic translation elongation factor 1 epsilon 1. The transcript is spliced from 4 exons. The record is from RefSeq and is a predicted model, not a curated record. Gene Ontology annotation, biological process: positive regulation of DNA damage response, signal transduction by p53 class mediator. Gene Ontology annotation, cellular component: cytoplasm; aminoacyl-tRNA synthetase multienzyme complex; nucleus. Lineage: Eukaryota; Metazoa; Chordata; Mammalia; Artiodactyla; Balaenidae. Bases 30 to 554 code for a protein of 174 amino acids.